AUGACCCUAUCUGGAAUAGCUAGACCGCUAGGUCAGUUUUGGAGAACUCACAUAAAGAAAUUUGGGGUGUACGAAAAGGUGCUUCCAACAACAACCACUCCAAGUAGAACUGUACCUGAACAUAUACAGAGGCCAGACUAUGUAACAGGUCCCCAUCAUCAUAUACCUAGAAAUCCCGAAAUCAAAGAUGAAGAACAGAUAAAUGGAAUGAGAGCCAGUUGCCAGCUUGCUUCGGAUGUUCUUAAUAAAGCAAAAUCGUUUAUUCAACCAGGUGUCACAACAGAUGAUAUAGAUGACCUGAUUCACUCCUUCAUUGUGAAUGCUGGAGCUUACCCAUCUCCUUUAAACUAUAAAGGGUUUCCUAAAAGCAUCUGUACAUCAGUCAACAAUGUUGCUGUUCAUGGUAUACCAGAUUUGAGGCCACUAGAGAAUGGUGAUAUUAUUAAUGUUGAUAUAACAGUUUACUCUAAAGGAUAUCAUGGAGAUUGUUCAAAGACAUUUUUGGUGGGUGAUGUUGAUGAGAAAGGCCAGGAAUUGGUAGCAGUUACAGAAGAGUGUUUACUUAAAGCAAUAAAUCUAUGCGGACCCGAUGUACCCUUCUGCGACAUUGGGUCACGGAUUUAUAGGCAUGCAAAAACUAAAGGCUUGACAGUGCUUCCAGCUUUCGUUGGUCAUGGUAUUGGGAGUUACUUCCAUGGACCUCCAGAUAUCUACCACAUGCUGAACAGAUAUCCUGGAUUAAUGAAACCCGGGAUGACUUUCACAAUAGAGCCGGUUCUAUCGCACGGCCGAGAGAACACAUACAUAUUGGACGACGGCUGGACCAUUGUGACAGAGGACGGUUCUAGAACCGCACAGUGCGAACAUACAAUAUUAAUUACAGAGAACGGCGCAGAAAUAUUAACUAGAUAG
This is a messenger RNA of Leptosia nina, 912 nucleotides long. The record is from the annotation of a GenBank genome assembly. Lineage: Eukaryota; Metazoa; Arthropoda; Insecta; Lepidoptera; Pieridae.